CAUUGCCUUGACUUAAUCAUUACAAGAGUCUCUGAUAACAUUAUCUUGGAUUCACCUAUAUCAGGCAGUUUUCUUUCUGAUCAUGCAACAGUUCUUUUGCAAAGCAAAAUCUACUACUAAGACAGUAUCUUACAGGAAAUUGAAAUCAAUUGAUCUGGAAGCUCUGAAAGAUUAUCUACGUGCUUCUAAACUCAUUGUACAGACACCUUCUCAGCUUAAUGACUUGGUUAGCUCCUACAACAAGACAUUGUCAUCUUUGCUUGACAAGCAUGCUCCUCUUUUAAUCCGUUCUGUUGUCAUACGCCAUCGUGUACCAUGGCUCACUGAUGAGAUCCGUGCUAUAAAGAGGCAACGUAGACGUGCUGAACGUAAGUGGAGAAGAACAAAACUUGAUACUGACCAAGCUGCAUUUAAAGCUCUAAAGAACCGGACAACGUAUGUUAUGAACAGUGUUCGUCGUGAAUUUUACACUGAUUUCGUCAACGAUAAUUCUGAUGAUCAGAGGAAACUGUUUUCUGCUACAAAGAAAUUGCUGGGUCAACAAUAUGAGAUGCAAUUCCCGCUGCAUAGUGAYGUGUCUUGCAAAUGACAUGA
This is a messenger RNA of Actinia tenebrosa (Australian red waratah sea anemone), 594 nucleotides long. RefSeq lists its product as uncharacterized. The record is from RefSeq and is a predicted model, not a curated record. Lineage: Eukaryota; Metazoa; Cnidaria; Anthozoa; Actiniaria; Actiniidae.